Symbiodinium pilosum is the source of this 1374-nucleotide messenger RNA. The record is from the annotation of a GenBank genome assembly. Lineage: Eukaryota; Dinophyceae; Suessiales; Symbiodiniaceae.
AUGGAUCGUUCCGUGGGGGUGGCUGAACUGAUUGGCGAAAUGUCUGAGGUGGUCAGUGCUCAUGACCAGUACAUGUCGGAACAGUUACAGCGUAAUGGUGUGGAGAUUGUGCAUGGCCGUGCAACGUUUCAGGACGCUAACAGUGUCUCUGUGUUGACAACCACCGGCCAGCAGAUGUUGUUGCAGGCCAAGAAUUUUGUUAUCUGCACCGGCUCGAAACCUCGGCAUCCUGACCACGUGGCCAUAGAUCAUGAACAUGUUUACGACAGCGAUUCGAUUCUGACGCUGGCUUACCUGCCACAGACCAUGGUGGUGCUUGGUGGUGGCGUAAUCGCAUGUGAAUAUGCAUCUAUCUUUGCCAUGUUGGGGGUGCGGGUCACGUUAAUAGAUCGAUAUGCAAAACCGCUGGGGUUCCUGGACCAUGAUUUAACCGAUGCCUUUGUGGCUGCCUUCGAGUUACGAGGUGGUGAUUUUCUUGGCGAAGUAGAUGUUGUCAGCUGUGCAUUCGAUGGUGUUUCGCAAGUGGCAACAACCCUUGCAGAUGGCACCGUAAUCAAGUCUGACAAAGUACUGUGUGCCCAGGGGCGAGUUGCUGAUCUGCAGAAUCUCAAUAUUGAACGUGCGGGUUUAGCCAUCAACGAUCGCCAAUUGUUGAGUGUGGAUGAGCACGGGCGUACCUCGCAGUCCCAUAUUUAUGCAGCUGGAGAUGUUGUCGGGCCGCCUUCCCUGGCAUCUUCGUCGAUGGAGCAGGGGCGGCGCGCGGCUUGUCAUAUGCUGGGCAAAGAGCUGGGUGUCAUAGGUGACCUGUUACCUUCCGGGAUCUACUCGAUACCUGAGUUAUCCAGUGUGGGUCUGACUGAGAAACAAGCGCGCGAACAGUAUGAUGGUGUGGUUGUCGGUCUGGCUGAUUUCCGUGAAAUCGCGCGUGGACAUAUUGCCAACGCUCAGGACGGGUUGCUCAAGCUUGUUGUCAGCGCAGAUGGUGUGAUACGCGGUGUGCACGUGAUUGGUACCCACGCUACAGACCUGGUACAUAUCGGUCAGAUGGGGUUGUUGCAGGGUGCUGACGUCAACACCUUUAUCGACAACAUUUUCAAUUUCCCGACUUACGCUGAAAGUUAUCGGGUUGCCGCCAUUCACGCAGCGGCAAAACUGGCCGCACGAGGUGGAGCGCAGGUCAACGCGUUUACUGUUGCUUGCAGACAUGGAGCUGAAGGUAAUACCUAUUUCAAAACCUUCUUCGAUCGCGCAGCAACGGGUCACGCUGCCGCAUUCCAGAAAGCUCAGUCCGUCAUCCAGGACGAUGUGCACCGCAACAAACUGAUCAACAUCAAGCGCAUGUGGGGCAGUCAGCUGCAUGCCAUCAUGGGAUAA